AUGAAGAGAAAAUAUAAUAAAAAAUAAUCACAAAUAAAUAAAUAAAAAGGUCAAUCAGUUGUAAAUUAAAAUAUAUGCUUAAUUAGAAUAAGUAGAAGAUAAAUAAUUAAAAAAGUUAAAAAAAUCAAAAGAUGUUGGUUUAUUAACGGAAACAGAGUAAUUGGGAAUUAUAAAUUGAUGUGGGUUAAGAAAUAAAUAAAUAUAAUUUAUAAUAAUAAACCAUCAAUUUUGAGAGCUAAUUUAAAGAUUAUGAUGAAUUUUUUUAAUAAAGAUUGACUUCAAUUUAUUGUGUUCUCGUAUUAAACAGAUAAAAUUAUUAAGGAAUUAGAUUGUUUAUUAAAAAAAUAAAAUUUUAAAACCAUAUAUUGAAAAGUAUUUUAAAUUGGUUCCAUGCAAGGAACAGUUGA
Paramecium sonneborni is the source of this 407-nucleotide messenger RNA. The record is from the annotation of a GenBank genome assembly. Lineage: Eukaryota; Ciliophora; Oligohymenophorea; Peniculida; Parameciidae.